UAUGGAUUGAAAUCUAUGUGUUAAGAGAUAUUGUAUUCACUCCGUUUGCAAAAAUGGAUGAUGGAUUUGAAAAGAUGAGACUAGUUAUCCUAGACAAAUAUGAUGAUGUUAGUUUGUGGGCAGCUAAAUACAUCCGAAAGAAGAUCAAUGCUUUCAAUCCAGACAAGGACAGACUCUUCACUCUUGGACUCCCUACAGGUAGCACACCCCUUGGGACAUACAAAGAGUUGAUUAAAUUCUACAAGGAGGGAAAACUCUCUUUCAAAUAUGUCAAGACAUUUAACAUGGAUGAGUAUGUAGAUAUUCCAAGGGACCAUCCAGAAAGUUACCAUGCCUUUAUGUGGAACAACUUCUUCAAACAUAUUGAUAUCAAUCCAGAAAAUGCCCAUAUUCUGGAUGGCAAUGCUAAGGAUCUACAGAAAGAGUGUGACAGUUUUGAAGAAAAGAUCAAACUUGCUGGAGGAAUUAGACUGUUUGUUGGAGGUAUUGGACCAGAUGGUCAUAUUGCAUUCAAUGAGCCUGGUUCAAGUCUUGUAUCCCGUACCAGAGUCAAGUCCCUGGCACAUGACACAGUGAUGGCAAAUGCAAGGUUCUUUGAUGGAGAUUUGUCCAAGGUGCCCACAAUGGCAUUAACUGUUGGUGUUCAAACAGUCAUGGAUGCAGAUGAGGUAAUGAUUCUGAUCACAGGCUCCCAUAAAGCAUUUGCUCUCCACAAGGCCAUAGAAGAAGGUGUCAAUCACAUGUGGACAGUCUCCGCCUUCCAACAGCACCCACAUACAAUAUUUGUCUGUGACGAACACGCCACUGAUGAACUUCGAGUAAAGACUGUUAAAUACUUCAAAGGUUUGAUGGAGUUGCAUAAUAAGCUUGUAGAAGAACCAGCUGUAGUAGAUGCAAAUAUUGGUCAACCAUCCCCCGCAAAGAAACCUAAAAUUUGAUGCAAGGUCGAGUUUUCAUCAAGCAGCAUGUAUGAAUUGAAAAUAUGACAUUUUUUAUGACAUGUUUUAAUAGAGUGAAAGUAAUGAUAUGCUCUUCAAUGAUGAAUAAGGAUUAAAUUUAGAAAUUCUGAUAAGAAGUAUGAUCUUGGACUUCAUGAAGCAAUUCAAUUAGAUCUCUAGUUUUUAAUGAAUAAAAAAAUGAUUUAAGUUACAAUACUCAAAUAACAUAGAACUACAGGAAUCAGAAAGGCAAAUAGUAUGCUAAAUAUCGAUCUGUUUCAAUUUUAGAUUAUCAAACAUUAUUCAUUCCACUCAAUCUUUAAAAAAAACACGUUUUGGAAAUAAUAAUUUUAUAGACUGAACUGUAUAGAAAUUAACACACCGUUUUUGUUUUAGAGAAAAGACCAUUUAUUUUUGCAUCUGUUUUUCUAUAUCUAGUUCUUUAACAAGCUUUUUAUGAAAUUGUCAAAGGGAGUGCAAGUGUAAUAAGUAUAAAAUAUCAAAGUCAGUGCAAUGCAUUUUUAAACCAAUGGACAGUAGUAUGAGAUGUGAAGAAGUUUCACUUAUGUCCAGGGUGAAUAACAAAACUGUAGUAUUGACAUCAUGUCUUCCAAUCAGUGUGGAACUUGUUUAGUGGAACACAUUUGUAAGUAGUACACCCUUCACCAGGUACAAAUUAAUCAAGUGUAAAUAAACACCUCCAAAAUAGAACACUUAAAGGUACCAAAAGUGUGCCACUAACACAGGUUAUACAAUAACUUUAU
Molecule: messenger RNA, 1702 nt
Organism: Owenia fusiformis
Lineage: Eukaryota; Metazoa; Annelida; Polychaeta; Sabellida; Oweniidae
Source: the annotation of a GenBank genome assembly